This is a messenger RNA of Xiphophorus maculatus (southern platyfish), 8917 nucleotides long. It is a transcript of the gene pou2f1b, whose product is annotated as POU class 2 homeobox 1. Gene Ontology annotation, molecular function: DNA-binding transcription factor activity, RNA polymerase II-specific; RNA polymerase II cis-regulatory region sequence-specific DNA binding. NCBI's taxonomy places the organism in Eukaryota, Metazoa, Chordata, Actinopteri, Cyprinodontiformes, Poeciliidae. Gene Ontology annotation, cellular component: nucleus. The transcript has 15 exons. Bases 891 to 3029 code for a protein of 712 amino acids. Gene Ontology annotation, biological process: regulation of transcription by RNA polymerase II. The record is from RefSeq and is a predicted model, not a curated record.
ACGCUCCAUCGAAGCAGUUCACCCAGCUAACACUGCAAACCCUCUGCUGUCAGACCUCACGUUGCAUUCUGGGAUGUCUUCAGCCCCUUUACCUGCUUUUAGCUAAUUACUUUUUAGGCCAACGCUCAAACAAUAAUUGGUCUUGUGCUGCUUCCUCUCCUCCUUCUGCUGCACAGAGUGCUAGUUUGAGCACUUUUUUCCCUCUCUCUCUCUCUCCGUCGUCCUUAUUCCCCUGUUUUUUAUCGUCCUCCAAAAGCCAUCCAAUUAAUAUGCUAAUGAGCUGAUAAAUAUUUAUAGGGGUUUUAAAUUAUGCAGAGAGCUUUCAGAGCCCGGUGUGAAAUGCGUUGCUCGCAGGACUUCAAAGCCUUGCAUCACUAACGAGGCAGGAGUAGAUUUGCAUACGGCUUUAAUCAGCUGAAUACUGAUUAUGCUUCAUUAUAGAGUUGGAUGGAGGGAGGAAAAGGAGGAGGGGGGUUCGGUGUUGAAGGAGGCCGCCAGCUGCACUUGUCGUUUGUUUCAUUCCAGCAAGAGAGGGAGAGAGAAAGAGAGAAAGAAGUUUUUCAGAAGUAGAGGCAAUCUUGGCAGCAGAGAGAGGGAGUGCUAGAGAAAAAGGGGGCAGUGCUGUAAGAAAAGAAAAGAGGGGAGCAAGAAGAGCUGUUUGCCUAGACCCUGUUGGCUUUCCCAGUGUGCGUUUCCCAGUGUUGCUCAGCAGACCGUGUGGUAGAGACCGCCACUGUGUCCCUGUGUCUCUGUGUGCUCGCUGCUGACCAGUGGAGAGUGAAAACAAGAGAGAAGGGAGGCGGGGGGCGUGGGAGGAAGGAGUGCGUUCUGGACAUCCUGUCGGUGGGGUUGCCCAGUCGGGCGGGUUGUACUCGACAGGUCCAGCAAGCAUGCAGGAAAGCACAGGUGGAGCAAAAGCGGAUGCUAAAGUGAAUAAUCAGUCAGAAACUUCUAAAUGUGAAAUGGAAAGUGGUGACGAGAACACCGGAGUCCAAACCAAUGGACUGGACUUUCAGCGGCAGACGGUGCCAACCACAAUCUCUAACGCACAUGCACAAGCCCUCUUCCAACAGUCGAAGUCGGAAGACUCGGCCGCUCUUCCUGCCUCCGUCCAGCAGAGCGUGUUGCCUCAGACCCAGCUAAUGUUGGCAGGGGGACAGAUUGCUGGAUUGACCCUGAGCCCGGCGCAACAGCAGCUGCUGCUCCAGCAGGCCCAAGCUCAUCUCCUGGCUGCAGCCGUGCAGCAGCAGCAGCACUCCGCCAGCCAGCAGAGCAGCACCACUGGAGCCAACAUCUCGGCCACCGCAGCUGCGCCGAUCACCCAGCUGCCCCUGUCACAGCCCAUCCAGAUCGCCCCUCAGCUGCCGCAGAAUCUAACCCUGCCUCAGUUUGUCCUGGUUCAGUCUGGCCACCCGAUUGCAACGCCGUUGCAGCCCACUCAGUUUAUCAUCUCGCAGACGUCGCCGGCCCAGCAAGGCAUAUUGCCAGCCCAGAGUCUUCUAACUCAACUACCUCAAAGCCAAGCUAACCUCCAUCCGACUCAACCAAGCAUUACCCUUGCAACUCAGCCUGCAUCUCCAACUCGUACGACGGCAACCACCAACAUUCAGAGUCUGCCCCACAGUCAGACGCCCCCCAAGCGGAUGGACACCCCCACGAUGGAGGAGCCCAGUGAUCUUGAAGAGCUGGAGCAGUUUGCCAAAACGUUCAAGCAGCGGCGAAUCAAACUUGGCUUCACACAGGGGGACGUUGGCCUGGCUAUGGGGAAGCUGUAUGGAAACGACUUCAGCCAAACCACCAUUUCUCGCUUUGAGGCCUUGAAUCUGAGCUUUAAGAACAUGUGCAAACUCAAGCCUUUGCUGGAGAAGUGGCUUAAUGAUGCAGUUUGUGCAGAGAAUCUGUCAUCUGACCAGUCCUUGUCCAGCCCCAGCGCCCUGGGCUCCUCAGGCUUGGGCAUAGAGGGCAUCAACCGCAGGCGGAAGAAAAGGACCAGUAUCGAGACCAACAUUCGAGUGGCCUUAGAAAAGAGCUUUCUGGAGCAGAACCAAAAACCUACCUCUGACGAGAUCAGCAUUAUCGCUGACCAGCUCAACAUGGAGAAGGAGGUGAUCCGGGUCUGGUUCUGCAAUCGUCGACAGAAAGAGAAGCGGAUUAACCCGCCCAGCAGCGUCAAUAAUGGAGGAGGCAGCACAUCCAUCAAGACCAUCUUUACCCCCAGCAGCCCUUUGGUGGCAAGCACAGCAAGCCUUGUUAGCAGUCCAACUAUUAACACAUCCACCACCCUGACUGUAAACCCAGUGAUGCCUCUCACCAGCACCAGUGUCUCUAGUUUGGCUUUCACAGGCACAACAGUUGGAGGCACAAACACUGCAUCGGUCAUCUCCACCGCACCUGUUCUUACCACGUCAACCAGCGCUCCAUCGAUAAGUCCAUCCACGACCACUGUUCAGUCCACAUCCACAGACAGCAAAACCAGCAUUCAGGCGCUGGUCACGCAGGCUCCGACGUCCAUAGCGACGUCCUUAGCGACGGGCCAGGUGAUGGUGGCCGCUCCGGGCCUAACCACAGCGCAGCUGGGGGCUGCCCAGCUGCCCACUAGUGCCAGCUUUGCAGCCAUGGCUGCAGCUGCGGGGCUGACCCCGGGACUGAUGGCAUCAUCCCAGUUCACUCCAGGGGGCGCCCUUCUCAGCCUGACUCCUGGGGGGCUUGGCAGUGCACUGAGUCCUCUGAUGAAUAACAGCACUCUGGCUGCAAUUCAAGCACUGGCAUCGGGGGGUCACAUCCCCAUCACGUCUCUGGACGGCAGCAACCUGCUGUUUGCCAACGCCUCGGCCGCCAACACGCCCAACCUGGUGACCACGCCGCUCUUCCUCCCCCAGAACCUGUCGCUGCUCACCAGCAACCCCGUCAGCCUGGUGUCGGCGGGGGCGGGCGGGCUCCAGGUCACCGCCGACGCCCACCACCAGGUCACCACCGCUGCCGUGCCUGUGCAAGCCUCGACCAUUACCACUGCCUCCAAGGCUCAGUGAAGCCUCGCUCCCGACGCCUCGUUUCCUGCCGCGAGCACUACUUCCCGUCACUACGGGCGGGGGACACAGGCUUCACUACCCGCCCCCACACUUUUCACAUUAGAAGUAGAACAUUAUUUAAUGUAUUUGCUGCCACCAAAAAGAAAACGACAUCCAAUAUAAUUGGGCUUAGGUUUUGUUUUUUCUCUGUCUUUAUUUUUUGUUUUCAAUAGUUCUCAAUAUUUUCUUUCACAAACACUCUUGUUGGCCUGAAGAAAAACAAACAAACUCUGCACCCUCACACUAUUAUGUACAUAUUUCCUCCUAUUACGAGGUCAGAAUCACAACUGACACGUCUAACCAAAAAAACCAAAAUCUUGUCCCUUCUAACAUUUAAACUUGAGUCUUUUUCACUAAUUUCACAAUGUUUUGUCGUGACUAACAAGGGUUUGUGCAUCACUUGCUUUCUGUUUUUUAUUAAUAUUUUUGACAGGCCUCAAUUUAAAUCAUAUCAACGUUGUACUCUUUGCAUUUCCUUUCUAUGUAUUUUUUUUAGACUUUAAAAUCUAUAUAAUUCUAAUAAGUUAAUAUUCACCUAUCACUUUUCAAUCGUGGUUAUAAGGCUUUAAAAUACAAGUAAUAAGUGGCCGAUUUAAAGGUUAUCUUUGCUUUAAGGGUCGGAGGUGACUGGGUGGGUCUCUCUGCGUCUCUUCUCUGGAAACACUGAGUUUUACAAGUCGCUGUGGCGGUCAAAAGGCCUCCUAGCUUUUGUAAAAUGAGGGUCUAGUUGUGGAUUGUUGACACUGACAGAAAAUGGCUCGAAAUAUUUGUGUGGAAAGCUUUUAUAGAGAGCGAGCUGCAGCCACGUAUCCGGACGAGGUGGUUUGGGUUGCAAUGUGCUUUCUGCAGCUCUUCCAGAUCAGUUUCUGGCAGUGUGUUUUUUUUUUUUUUUGAGGAUGGGGCAUGUACUUGCAGUACUGGGUCCAUGGGAUUUUAUUGUGGGUUUGUGUUUUUUCUUUUUCUUUUUAAUAGUAGUACUGUCAUAUAUGAACUUGUGCACAGUAUCUGUACCAAAAAAAAAAAAAACUGGAUUGAUGAGCUGCAGUCUGCCUGAUUUUGGGAGGAAUGAAUACGUACUUUAAGAUAUACCAAAAAUAUUUGUUAAAAUAGUUGCUGUAUGUAGUCAGUGUAGCUUAGUCUAGUCGAUAUAUUUAUGAGUGCAGAAUCUCUCUUCAUUGUCAACAGAAUAUAGAAAUGCAAUAUUUUGAUGACCAUUUUCCAAAGAUAACAUUGUUGUUUUUUUUUGUUCUUUUUUUUUUAAUUGGCAGCACUACUCGCCAACAUGAGAGGGAUGCGAUGCUUGUGAGAAAUUGGUUUCUUUUUUACUUUUAUGAGACAUAUUUGUUAAUUUUUACCACCUGGGCCUUGCCCUCAAUUUUUGAACUGGUUUUUCAGAGCCGUUUUCAAGGCAUCCUUUUUUUUCUAAUCUGUUCUAGUAGCAUUUUCGACGUUUUUUCUGAACCAUAGUGGAAAGUAGGCAUGGGCCGGUAUGAUAGACUUGAGUAAAAAUACCAAGUUUUACGCAUUUCAGAAGAUCUAAUUUCUUUUUUUUAAACACCUUGUCAACCGGCUUGUAGGUUGGCCGACUGUCAUGUUAGAGUAGUUCCUCAGUAAGAGUGAAGGAUUUUUUUGAGGCUCGAAAUAUUUCCACACAGCUGAUAUAUAUAUUUUUUGUUUUGUAAGUGAGAGAAAAGUGUAGUUGCCUUCUUUUGGUCUGCUGCACAGCAUCGCUACUUCAAGUUGCAGAAAAAAAAACUCUGGUAUUACAUUAAACAGACUUUAACCAUAGGAACUGUUUGUAACAGGUAACCGGCCCAUGCCUAAUGGACUUUAUUUUUUGUUUGUUUGUUUCGUGCUAAUAUUCAGCCAUAAAACAACAGCUCGAACCAAAGCGGUUUUACUCAGUAGUUGCUGUGCCUGCCGGAGCACGCAAGUUGCUGUUCACAUGGUUUCUACGACUUUCCCCGCCCGUGCAAGCAGUUUUUUCCUCUUCUCCAAAUGCCAGAUUCUCCCCGAUUUGGUGCUGCUGGAACCAGAUCACAGAAACUUAGCUUUAACAACUUGCUGCAGAAGCUCCCGACGGGGAGCCAAGCUGUCGAGAGGCCUGCAUGCUUCCUUUAUAGCUUUACGACUACGCCCUGUGGGGUUUGGUAGUUUCAACCCUUCCACUGGGAGGGCUCACCUGUGUAAAUGCAUAAACCCAAUCGUCGGAGAACAUUCUUCAUGUUCGUCUCAGUGUCGCCUCUUUGACCCAUUGUGUCUGUGGGCUGGUUGUAAACCCACCAAGCUGUUUUACAAAGCAGCACAUUCAGUCACACCCCACAGAAAAGUAGCAUUGAUCUAUAUCCAAAUGAUGACUUUAGUUCCUGCAGUGUUUUUUUUUUUUUUUUCUGUGACUGUAAGUCGUGAAAUUUGUCCACACGAUCCUCCUCCUUGUUUUCUUUUUAAUAAUUGUGACUAAAUAUACCUCAGCAGAAACUUCAACAUAGGUUCACCGUUAAACAUUUCUGGGUGUAGAAUGUAUAAGUACUGUUUGGCUUUACCAUUCAGAGGUUAUACUGUUCAUAGGAACCACAACGUUAAAGGACAACCUACUACUACUACUACUACUACUGCUAUUUUCUAGUACUACUAUUUAAAGGGUGUUUCUGGGUUUUAGUGUUUUUUUUGUUGUUUUUUUUUUUUAGAUCUUUCUUGCCAAAGUAAAAGCCUUUUCUCUUCAAAGCUUUGUGGAUGUCUGUGCCCCCUCCACCCUGCAGGGGGCGCUCAGUUCCUGCCCCCCUCUUUAGUCAUUACGUUUCACCUGCACCAUGACGAACCAGCUGGCACCAUAGGAUGUUACUGAAAUAUUUAUCUGAGGAAAGACUUAACGAUUAGAGGAGCAACCUUUUCUUAAUUCUAUAUAAAUAUAUAUAUAAACACGUGUAAGAUAUUCAUAUUUUAUAUUUGAACUAGUAUGUUAUCAAGAUUGAAUGUAGUGUUUAUCAUGCUAACUCAAAAGAAUAAAUCUCCCUGCAAUCUUUUAAUGCUUUAUUCACUUUUUUUUUUUUUUUUACCUGACCAAAAAUAUGAGAGGAAGUUAGUGAGGAUGCCUCUGUUUUUGACCGGAGGAACUCGAGACGCUGAAGCAUCUGACCUUAUUGCUUUAUUUUAUAAUUGUUAUUAUUGCUAAUAUUUUAUUUUUGCGUUGUUGUGAAUUUGAUUUGCUGUGUUGUCUUUAACAAUCAUUUUUCUUUAACUUUUUGCCUUGUUUUUGUAUAGCGUGAGAGGAUAAGAUCACUGGCUUUUGUAGUUUGACAAGAGAGGAUUAACAUUAUCGUUUAUGCCUUACUGUUACGUAGAAGACAUGAGCAUUGUAGCGUUGUGUUGGGGUGUGUGUGUGUGAGGGCAAAUCUGGUGCAUUUUGUUGAAAUGGUAGCUAUCUGGGGCAUUUUGGAGAUUAGUGAUGUGUGUUUUGUUUUGGCCAGGUUGGGAAAUGCUUUACUUGUAAUUCCAGUGGCUUUUUUGUGUGUGAAAGUGUGUUUGGGUUGUCCGCAAACCUUUACGGUGCAUUUUUUCUCAUCUUCCAGCUGGUGUAAGGAGUGAUUUUCUUUUUUCUUUCAAAAAGUUUAUUAUAGAGGAGUGCUUACUUCUUUUUUAAAUUUUUUUUGACUGAGUUCGUCUACUGAUUAGGCCACAGGCUUCAAGCAGGCCGUUCGCCGAGCCUGCUUUGGGAAAAUCCUACCGUUUGUGGUUGAUUUGUUUGUUUUUUCUUUUUUUUAUUUGAUAUUCUUAUGAGCUGUUUUCUUGGCUUUUAGUGCUUCACUGUCAGUAGGUGAUCUUGAGACUUCAAGGCGAUCUCGUGGUUCAACCAGGCGACUAUAUUGAGCCCGAUUAUGUCAGUUUGCUGUGGAGGAAGAACAGGUGGACCACCAGUAAGGCAAAACAAACUGUUGUAUACCUCAUUUCUUAACUCGAAACUGAGUGAAACCUGCUUUAAUCUACUUAUAAGAUAAUAAAAAUGUUUUUAAAAGUAAAAAAAAAAUGUCGGUGGAGAAGCCUGCUCAUACCUGUACUGCCACAAGGUGGAGGCAGAUUACACACCAGUGCUUGUGAAUGUCUGCUGUUUUUUUCCUUCACGACUUGUGCACACACGUGUCUUUACAUUUGUCAGAACUGAAAAAUCUGCAAUCUUUUGUUGCCACUUUAGUUAAUUUCCUACCCUCGUCUUUGUGUUUAUACACUUCCUUUUAAGUUUGACAAUCCUGUUUUGUUUGUUUUUGGUUUUUUUGUCCAUAUUUCUGUUUGUCAUUUAUGACACGGUACAAGUAUGUGCAGGUUCCUCCUGUCGUGGCCCGCUCUCGGUUUCCUGUGGUACCAACGCUAACCAAAGACUUCUAACUUGAUUGUACGCGAGCAACGCCGUCGUCUCGCCCAUCCCCGCCUCACUGCUCAGCAUCUAAUCCAGGCUGCACUCCCUCCACGUCCCUCAUCCUCCAGAGUCCCAAAGCAUUUCGACUGUAAGGGGAUGGGGUUUUUUUUUGUGCUUUUCUCGUAGUGAAUGUGCGUCUUGUCGGUGCAGCGGUUUCAGUGCCUGUGGGCGGGGAUCAGAGGGGGCUGAGCGGGCCUCUGUGACGGGCACGAACCAAUGUGGUGAUAGCUGGGUGAUGUUUGUUAAUACACGCUGAGGGUGGAUCCUGUGCACGUUGUACCUGCUCAGGACUUUGUACGUCCUCCCUUGCUUUCUUCCAUUGCGUCUCUCUCUUUCUCAAGGACUUCUUCUUCCCCUCGCUCCCCCUUCAUGUCUCCAGAAACACACGUCCUUCCCUUCACCGUCGUCUCUUCUCUACAGACUCUGUGACACUAUGCAUCACGGUCCGUCCCCGCCCGGCUCAGACCCGACGGGGCUUCGGUGACACUUUUGUCUAAGGCUUUACUCCAGGCGAGGCCGCCCGGCUCUCACAAGCGCUAUCCCAAAGCAAAAAUCCAAAUAUUUAACUUUUUUGACAAACGCAGAUACCAAAGAUCUCUCUCUUUCUCUCUCUUUCUGUGUCGCCCUUCCCGCCCUGCAGCAUGUGUAUUAAGAGACAAAACCCAGCUCUGGCUUUUAGUCCUUAGCCUCAGUAAUUCCAAAGCUUAGAUGUAUAUUUUGGUAUAUUUCUGAGAAGAAAAAAAAAAAAAAAAAAACUUGUGUGAAAAGCGUCUGUUUGUUGUAACCUCUUUAUUUUUUUUUUUAUUUUCUGUCACAGCAUGGAACUAAUUGCAGAGCUGUCUUACUCUUAGUAGGUUAAAGAUAUGGUAUUUUUGUAUGUUUUUUUGGGUGUGUCAUGUGUGCGAUUAUCAGUUUUCCGGCCCAGGCAACCACAGCUUUCAAUAAAAAAUUGAAAAAUAAGAAGAAAAAAAAAAGAUGACAACCAUGUACAUAUUAUGUCAGUGUAUCUCGAGAAAUGCGUUCUGUAAAACAAUUCAUGUUGGAAGCUUGGGCUGAUCUAAAGGAAUGUGUUCCUGUUUUAUUUUCCUCCCUUUUCUUACUCUGCAGUCUAUCGAUUUACUUUCCAGGACUCGAAUGUAAGGAGUUUUGGUUUUCACCUGAAAUACAACACUGAGAGAGGGACACUGCUCUGAUAUUAUUACUAAAAAGAAUAAUAAAAAAAAAGAAAAAUAAGUAAAGGCCUCCAGUCCUGGAGGUUUAGAAAUGAAAGAUUGUGUAGGAGUUUUAAGUAUGUGAAUCAGGAUACAUAGUAGAUUUUGAUGCAUUUGUCUGCUGUAUUUUUGUUUUUUGUUUUUAUACACAUACAAAGAUAAUCUUUUACUGUAAAUGUACAGUUCCUUUUUUUGUUGUAAACAUCAUUAAAACUGUUUUCCAAGUG